Messenger RNA from Aedes albopictus (Asian tiger mosquito), 2297 nucleotides. RefSeq lists its product as uncharacterized. NCBI's taxonomy places the organism in Eukaryota, Metazoa, Arthropoda, Insecta, Diptera, Culicidae. The record is from RefSeq and is a predicted model, not a curated record. The transcript is spliced from 7 exons. Bases 788 to 1933 code for a protein of 381 amino acids.
CCCAGCAGCAGCUACCGGCGGCUUGAAUAUCCCACUUGAACCAACAACAACGCUGUUGUCCGAGCUAUUCCGAGGAGGGGACACACGAUAUCACCUUUCCGGACAGGUGUCACCAACAAAAGCGACGCUUGGCUGUGGCAAAGCGGCCGGCGGUCCUCUGAACUCGUCGUCGUCGUAGCAGUAUAAUUUGCCUGCCAAGACGUGCCGGGGAGCAACGAAAACAUCAGAAGAAGGAAAAAAAAUCCGUUCAACAAAGUCAAGAAGCUAUUAUGGGGUUGUGAAACUGUUUGUGUGUGUGCUGGAAGAAAAGUGUAGCGUGUGGAAGGGUGAGUUGAGUUCGCGCGUCGUCGUCGUCGGAGUGUUUCGAGGGGAACUGUCUGUUUAGAGUUUUGCGGUGCGAAAAAGGUGCAAAAAGUAGUGCUUUCGACUGGCGAAGGUGUGCCGCGUGAACUCUCCGUUCCUCAUCCGGAUCCGCCGAACUGUUCACUGAAGUCAAGAGGGGCGGCGGGCUUUUGUUUCUCCACUCGACACCAGUGACGGGAAAAAGCCAGCUGGAAAUCGAAUCAUCUUGGUUUGGUGUUUCGUGUUUCAAGUGGGAGGAAAGAAAGGAAGGUGUCCCGACGAAGGCAACGACGACGGUUGCUGAUUAAAUUUAAGAACUUUACCAGCCAGCACUUCACCACAGAGAUUAUGCAUCGUCGACACAGCUGAACGCUGCCGCCACCGCCGACACCUCGACUCCCAACUCUCUUGGACUGGACCCGAUAGGGGGAGCAAAUCCAGCAAAAUGAUGUCAUCUUCCACCACCAAUGGUGAAUCGCAACGUCGCCAACGACGACGCAACAGUCAAGAAAGCCCACAACAGCGAGCGUACAGCAGCAGCAGCAGCAGCAGCAUUGAUAGGACCCCGCACCUCACGACCAGAGGCAAAAGCAGAAGCACCACCUUCACAGCAGCCAUGUCAAAGAGGAGGAAAAUUGUUUACGGCUGGUUUAAUUUCAUCUUCUUAUGCUGGAUAAUGCUCGCCGAACAGUUCGUUAGCGUGCUUAGCCUCAAGGAUUUGAAAAUCUUCGUUCCGGAUGCAGUCAUCAUGGGAAAUGCAGCCACACUGACGUGCCAAUUCGAGCUGGAAAAGGCCUCACUCUACUCGGUACGGUGGUACUUCGAGGGGGAGGAAUUCUACCGGUACGUGCCAAAGGAGUCACCCCCGGCAAGGACGUUUCCCGUGUCCGGCAUCACAGUUGAUGAAACCCAAUCGGAUUCCCAGUCGGUGACGUUACGGGGCGUAACCCGCGACCUGACCGGGCAGUUUCAGUGCGAAGUGUCCGAAGAUGCACCGCUCUUCCAUACGGACAUCCGGUCCGCCAAAAUGCAAGUGGUCGAACUGCCCAAAGAGGACCCGCAGAUGCAGCUGGAGAAAACGCACAUUACCACCGGGGACAGCUUCCGGGCCAUCUGUACCGUUGGGACAUCUUUUCCGUCGGCCAACAUUACCUGGUACAUCAACUCGAAGAAGAUCCACCGAUCGCCCUACCAACGGAUCACGUACCGCACGUUCGAGGGAACUCCCACAUUCUCCUCGCUGGACAUGUACCCGCACAGCCAAGUCCUGCAGGACAUCUACCAAACGAUGCCCCCGAUGCAAACCAGCCUGGCGAUAAUGUGCGAGAUCUCCAUUCUGCACAUCUACACCAAAAGUGUCCACAAGAUGCUCAUCGUGAGCGAUCUGGUGACGACGGUUUCGCCCUCGCUGCUCGGGCUGGACGGGUCGCACAACCGACGGAACGGCGAUCCGGACAAUUCGGCCUUGACGGUAAGCGGGGAUGCUCCGGCUGCCGCGUAUGGGAGCAGUAGCACGGUAAUGGGGUUAGUGUUGGCGCUAGUUGUGUUGUGCCGACACCACUACUGUUCGAAAGGGGGCCGAGGGUUGUGAUGGGCUUAAAGGGGACGGUCGUCGGUGGGUGUACAUAAAUUUAGGGAAUGUUGAGUUAGACGAAGGCAGUGUAUGACACACAGCAAGUCUUGGAACUUGAAAACACAUUAUAUUUAUACAGAAACCAUAUAGGAGAAUGGAUUCGGCGCUAGGGGAAGGACGCAAACCUGUUGAAAUGUACAUGUAAUAUAUAUGUAUUUGAGCUUUUUUACCAAGGCGUAUUGCUUUAACAAAGAAUCGAUUGCGCGGGAUUAGGUGUUUGAUGUGGAAUAUGGUUUGAAAGUGCGGUUUUGCAAUGCUUUGGUUCUGACAAAAGAUGACAAAAGAAACUUCAGGAGAAAUCGCUGAAUGAUCUUCAUAAAGA